UAUGACAUAUCGCUGAGUGAGAAAUAUAGAGGGAAUCAAAUCAAUCGCGACAUUUUCGCUGCGCAAACUUUCGCCUGUUUUGUAUGUGCAUAGUCGCUCAUUUAACCGGUUGAUUAUACACUUGGUGAUAGUAAUUAUUAAAAUAAAAACGUAGAUUCCACAUCGAUUCGGAACAAAAAGGGAAAAUUAUUCGUGGCAGAUUCUUGUUCGAGUAUUAAUCGAUAAAGAGAGCGAGAAAGAGACGACCAACCAGUACAACUGAACGAAGCAAUCAACCAAAACUGACAAAAAUGAUUAGUAGUCGUUGUUUGAAUACGGUGUUGAGUAGCAGUGCUCGUAAAAGUAGUCGUCUAUCGGCACAAAAUCACCAUCGUCAAUUUAGCAGUUUAUUAUCAACGACGGUUUCAAAGCCAUCUCAAUCGUCUGUCGACUGUGAACAAAGUAACAAACGAACAAUGGCAUCAUCAGCUAAAACAUUGACAUUGGAUUCAAUAAAUCCAAAUGUCAUUAAAAUGGAAUAUGCCGUACGUGGCCCGUUGGUCACCCGUGCCGGUGAAAUUGAAAAGGAAAUUAAGCAGGGCGUCAAAAAGCCAUUCAACGAAGUGAUUCGUGCCAAUAUUGGUGACUGUCAUGCUAUGGGACAACCAUACAUCAAAUUCCUACGAGAUGUACUGGCUCUUGUGAUUGAUCCAACAAAUUUCAACGAAUCGAAAUAUCCAGAAGAUGCAAAGAAACGUGCUCAAGCCAUCCUCGAUGGAUGCGGUGGUAAAUCGGUUGGUGCCUACUCCGAUUCAGCCGGAAUUGAGAUUAUUCGACACCAUGCUGCCGAGUACAUUCAGAAUCGUGACGGUGGCAUCCCUGCACGAUGGGAAGAUGUUUACUUGUGUGCUGGUGCAUCACAAUCCAUUAAAGCUGUGAUGAAUUUAUUGAAUAAAAAAGUCGAUGGAAAGAAUCCCGGAAUUAUGGUGCCAAUUCCUCAAUAUCCAUUGUAUUCGGCAACCAUUGCUGAAUUUGGAAUGCAACAAAUUGGCUACUAUUUGAAUGAAGAGACCAAUUGGGGUCUUGACAUUCCGGAAUUGGAGCGUGCACUUGGCGAAGCGCAAAAAGAGUGUGCACCACGCGCCAUUGUUGUCAUCAAUCCGGGAAAUCCAACCGGUCAAGUAUUACCACGCGAAAAUAUUCAAAAUAUCAUCAAAUUCGCACACAAACAUCACUUAUUCGUCUUUGCUGAUGAAGUUUAUCAAGACAAUGUUUAUGAAAAGGAAUCUACUUUCCAUUCAUUCAAAAAAGUCUUGAUCGAAAUGGGCGCACCGUACAACACAAUGGAAUUGGCCAGCUUUAUGUCGUGCUCAAAAGGAUAUAUGGGUGAGUGCGGUAUUCGUGGCGGAUACGUUGAAUUGAUCAAUUUGGAGCCACAAGUUAGAGCCAUGUAUCAAAAAUCGAUUUCAGCACAAUUGUGCCCAACCACAGUUGGACAAGCUGCUAUCGAUGUCGUUGUUAAUCCACCGAAAAAGGGCGAACCAUCGUACGAUCAAUGGUAUAAGGAGAAAAUGACCGUAUUGAAUUCAUUGAAAGAACGUGCAAAACUCGUUGCCGACACAUUCAAUUCAUUCGAAGGAUUCUCGUGUAACACGGUGCAAGGUGCUAUGUACGCAUUUCCACAAUUCAAACUGCCACCAAAGGCCAUCGAAGCAGCGAAACAAGCUGGACAACAACCAGAUGUCUUCUAUGCUUUCCAAUUGCUUGAAGAAACAGGAAUUUGCAUUGUUGCUGGAAGCGGAUUUGGCCAGAAACCAGGUACAUAUCAUUUCCGAACUACCAUCUUGCCGCAAAUGGAUAAGCUCAAAGAUAUGUUGAGCAAAUUUGAGAAAUUCCAUCAAAAAUUCAUGGCGAAAUAUAAGUAAAUGGAAGACAAAUCGAACCGAUCGGAACCGAUAUACAAAAUUAAUAUGAAAUUAUUAAGAUGUUGUUACUGAUGCUAAAGUGUUAAUAUUAAUAUGUAUUUCAAACAGUAUGCGUUUAUUUGAGCGUCACGUUUGAAAAGAGAAUUGAAAAAUAAAGAAACCGACACAUUUGCGGUAAAAUUAAGUAUUCAAA
Messenger RNA from Contarinia nasturtii (swede midge), 2097 nucleotides. Its product is annotated as alanine aminotransferase 1-like. NCBI's taxonomy places the organism in Eukaryota, Metazoa, Arthropoda, Insecta, Diptera, Cecidomyiidae. The transcript has 6 exons. Bases 291 to 1904 code for a protein of 537 amino acids. Gene Ontology annotation, molecular function: L-alanine:2-oxoglutarate transaminase activity; pyridoxal phosphate binding. Gene Ontology annotation, biological process: biosynthetic process. The record is from RefSeq and is a predicted model, not a curated record.